This is a messenger RNA of Mercurialis annua (annual mercury), 2533 nucleotides long. RefSeq lists its product as uncharacterized. Gene Ontology annotation, molecular function: protein binding. The record is from RefSeq and is a predicted model, not a curated record. The transcript has 5 exons. The coding region runs from base 138 to 2384 and encodes 748 amino acids. NCBI's taxonomy places the organism in Eukaryota, Viridiplantae, Streptophyta, Magnoliopsida, Malpighiales, Euphorbiaceae.
UUUCAAUUUAUUCACUCCUUGUUAGUAACAUUAUAUGCUUAUGCACUCUUAAAGUGUUAUAUAGCUACUAAAUCUUGUUCUGAUCUACUAUUUUCUUCAAGGUUGCAGAUUCAGAUAAAUUUAAGAAGAAAUCAAAUAUGGAGAAAAUCAAAGAAAUGACGAACACAUUCCAUGCAAUCUCAACACAAGAUUGGAAAACUGUGAUAAAAUUCUACGAAAAACAUCAAGAUUACAUGAUGUUUCCAUUAAAUAUGAAUCGAGACACAGUUUUUCAUUUAGCAAUGUACAGCAACACCAAGCAACCGUUCCUCCAUCUCCAACAAAUUUUCAAAAACUACUCAGUUUUUGAAGAGAGCGACGAUCUCUUCUUCAGCCGGAACGAAAGAGGAAACACGAUUCUCCAUGAGGCGGUGGCCGUCGGAAACCUAGACGUGAUCGGAAUUCUGGUUAGAGAAUAUCCUACUUUAAUCGACAAGAAGAACGUGCUGGAUGAAAAUCCUUUAUACACAGCAGCUGCGUUUGGUCAGACGGAGAUUAUAAAGUUUUUAUCGGAGUUUUAUGGCCGGAGAAAUAUAGUGAAGAUCAUGUCGAAAUGCGAGAGGAGAAAAAUAGACGGGAAAUCGAUAAUUCAAGUUGCGAUUGAAGGAGAACAUUUUGAGACGGCUCUGCUGUUGAUAAAUUUGUUGAUAGAGAUGAAUCAAAGAAACAGAAUCCGGCGGUUGAAGGACAAAAAGGGAAUGUCGGCGCUUGAUUGUCUGGCUAGUUUGCCGUUUGCUUUCAGGAGUGGACACGCCAUGGGCGUUUUCCAAAGCUUUCUCUACUCUUGUCUUCCUGUUGAAGAUGAGACUACAAAUAUAGUCCUUCGUAGAGGAGAAUCUCCUAUAAAAGCCAACGAUAUUCAGUUCUCUUCAACACGUCAAAUGGACUUGGAGAAUUGUAUGAUCUCCGCUACUCAUAGGCAACAAUAUAGUCCAGAUGUUCAAGCGCUAGAAGGGAUUAAACAAUCUUUAUGGAAGUUCAUUCAAGGGUGGCAAGUGGAAAAGAUAUGGAAAGCAAAAAGAAAGCACAAAUAUGGUUUGAAACUUGCGAGGUUGCUGAUCCAAGAAACCAUUUGGGGAGAUGAAUUUGGUGGAAUUACAAACGACAACCAACACCUUUUCUCAUCAGACGACGAUGAAUUUGAUGAACCAAAUCCAAUCGACAACAAAGAGGAGGAGGACGAAUUCGAAAGAAACCCCAAUUUGAUCAACACGCAAGAUGAAGUUCAAGCAAAUCCAAGUCAGAACACGGAGCAUUCCUCCGACGAGAAUCAAGGGAGUAAUUUCAAAGCAAUUCAAAGCCAGAAUUUGUCGGAGGAGGAUGACUUUGAACGAAGUAAUACUAUUUCCGGCGAGCAAGAGCCUGAAAGCCACACCACCUCAUCAAUUGAUCCGAUUCCUUUGUUUACUGCGACGAAGAUGGGAAUAAUAGAGAUAGUGCGUGAAGUAAUAGAGGAGUAUCCUCAGGCUGUUGAGCAUCUGAACAGCAAGGGACAGAAUAUAUUACAUUUGGCUGUAUUGUACCGCCGGAAACACAUUUUUGAUAUGUUACAAAUGAUGGAAAUACCAUGGAUGAGGAUGACUCAAGUGAUUGAUAAUCUUGGUUAUACGUUGUUGCACCAUGUUGCCGACACUAAACACUACUCCGGCGGCACCAGGCCUGGUCCUGCACUUCAACUACAAGAAGAGCUACGAUGGUUUGAUAGAGUGGAAAGUGUAGUUCCAUCUUACUACGCCAUGCAUCACGAGAACAGCAAAAAUAUGUAUACUCCAGUUCAGCUUUUUGAAAUGAAUCACAUAGUUCAACUUCAACAAGCUCAGAAAUGGGCAAAGGAGACCUCUCAAUCAUGCUCAACCGUCGCUGUUUUGGUUGCAACUGUCGUAUUUGCUGCUGCAUACACUGUACCAGGAGGUACAAACGACAAAGGGUAUCCUCAUUUUCUUGACUCUCCAUAUUUCUUGGCUUUCACUGUGAUGGAUGUUAUUUCUUUGGCCUGUUCUUUGACUUCAGUUGUUGCUUUUCUCUCUAUACUAACUUCUCCUUUCGAGUUUGAUGAUUUUCGCCGAUCCAUCCCUCGAAAACUCAUAUUCGGCUUCACUUUGCUCUUCUUCUCUGUGAUUACCACUAUGCUGGCAUUUGGGUCUACCAUACUGCUAGUGAUCCGUAAGGAGAAACAGUUGACAGCAAGUCUUAUUUCUGUUGCGGCGUUCUUUCCUGUUUCAGUGUUUGCGAUUCUGCAAUUCCGUUUGUAUGGGACAAUGAUGAAAGAUAUUCUUUCGUUGUUAAUGAACUGUCUUCCUUGCUGUCGAGUUCUUUCUCGGCCUCGCCGUCGGAAGCUCUACUAAAGUAUGAUGCAUUUUCAGCAGAGUGCUCUGUUUUCUUGCUUUGUUGUCUAGGGUGAGGCUAUAUUAUACGCAAACUUGUCCACUCGUCCAUUUAAAAACUUUAAAACAUUAUAUAAAUUGUCUAUUGUUAUAAUAAUAUUAUUUCAUCA